CUCGUGCGUCGCCGGCUUGAGAACGACUGCGUCGGUAGCAGAAGCAGGCUCUACGUAGACGCCGUCGUCGUGCUGAGGAAGCUGGAAGAGGGAGCCAACUGGAAUUAGUUCUAAGCGCAAUAUGGCUACUGCUAUUUUACAGCCCAUACACCUGCACGCUCGGAACUACAACACUCCAAACUACUCAUGCGUCGCGAACACAAACAACACCUCGAGAAACCUCUAUCAUCACUCGCCCAUUUCAGUCUAUCAAUGCAGGCAUGACCUUCCACAAGAAGAGAAGAACGUCGAAUUCAAAUCAACCACCCGCGGAUUGAUAUACACUCCUUUUUACUAUCCGUCUUGUCCUUUUCUUUUCUUUUCCAUCUCAGAGGAGGCAGCAUCCAUCUAGCGAAGAUUCGAACGAAGCAUCUUAAUUCUCAUCAUCAUCAUCAUCAUCAUC
Molecule: messenger RNA, 442 nt
Organism: Lasiosphaeria miniovina
Lineage: Eukaryota; Fungi; Ascomycota; Sordariomycetes; Sordariales; Lasiosphaeriaceae
Exons: 2
Coding region: 122-391 (89 amino acids)
Source: RefSeq, a predicted model, not a curated record